AUGGAAUAUGUCGAGGGAAGUACUUUACAAGAAGCCUGGGACCAGAUGAGCAGCAAGAACCAGCAAUCCAUUGUGGCUGAAUUGGUUGGAGCUUUACGUCACCUACACACUUUACGGCUUUCCGACGGCCGCGUUCAAGCUCUGCUACGACAAGCAUUGAAUGAAAUGCUUGCAGAAGGGUUCCAAGACGCAGUCAUUGGCGGCCCAGGUAUUGGGUUUCUCAGAGAUGGCUCAGCUCUUCUUGGUGCCGUCAGCAAGAAAAUGGGGUUGAAAAGGCCUUUUCACACGGCGGAGGCCACUACCUGUCCCGACGGCAUUGUGCUUCGGUCUCACUAUGAAGAUCUUGGUCCCGUGAAGCUCGAAAGCUCCACCAUGGCGCAAUGGGGACAUGAAGCCGUGUUUUGCCACAAUGACCUUACUCCCCGCAACAUAAUGGUCCAGCUAUUCAACAAUACUGAUGGAACCUCGACCUAUAAGCUUAACGCCAUUAUUGACUGGGAACUUGCCGGGUUCUAUCCGGCUUCGUACGAGCUGAGCCUACAAGAUACCUACCUCAGUGGUGGUAACUGGCUGAUUUCCUACUACCUGCUUCUCAAACGGCAGAUGAAGGAUUUGGUACCCAGUUCAUCGUCUCAAGUUUCUUUGCUACGGGCUAUGGAGCUCCUGUUCGAAUCUCGACAGAGGAGACUGGCGGAGUGUUCCAACAUCCCAGCACACAUUCGCAAACGAUUCAUAGAGAGACUGCAACUGCGUCGCGAUGAGGAUCCUUACAUUGGCUGA
Messenger RNA from Colletotrichum truncatum, 780 nucleotides. RefSeq lists its product as uncharacterized. The record is from RefSeq and is a predicted model, not a curated record. Lineage: Eukaryota; Fungi; Ascomycota; Sordariomycetes; Glomerellales; Glomerellaceae.